ACAGGACGGUACAGGACGCUGUACAGUGAGUAAUUAGUGACUUGUUGCAGAGUAUAGACGACCUUUUAUCCGCGAUGUGAUACAAUUUAAAGGUUCUAUUGAGAAAGCGUGUUGUGGAAACGUGAGGUAACAGCAAAGAUGCAUCGGCUUGUAUUCACUAUUUUUAUCUUGAAGGCACUUUGUCUCAUUGCAGCUGAGGCAGUAUCCAACGGUCAGUGCUCAGGUAUCAGCGAGGAAGUCGGUUGCACAGAAUGCACAUCAGGGGGUUACUGUAUGGCUGGCAAAGUGCCAGUCGAUCCUUGGUUUUCGUUUGCCGCCAAGACUCAACGUGAACUUCAGAUUGAUGAGCCAUGGAACAAUCUCCAACUUCUGGAUGCCCACAAUGCCUACAACGCGAGGGUCUUCGGUUAUGGAAAUAAUGACACGUGUAAUUGGCCGCCUCCUUAUGACAACAACUUUUGUUGGACCUUUGCCAAUCAAGUGUUUAGUUUAACUGACCUGCUGAAUAUGGGCAUCCGCGGUCUGGAGAUCGACUUUUGGUGGUGCGCCGACGGAGCGAUGCGCAUGGCCCAUCUGGCCAACGGCGUUGGCUGCAGACCAACAGACAGACUAUACUCUGACGGCAUCAAGGAGAUCGGUGAUUGGCUGAACCAACCCGGAAACCAGCAAGACAUGCUACGAAUAUAUCUAAACGAAAAGGAAGAUCAAGGUCAUGAUGACGAGGUGCACGGCCCGCUUGAGGAGUUCUUGGGAGAUCGAAUACUGACACCAUCUGAGCUCCGGGACGAAUACGGUGGCGUUUGGCCAACCAUGAAGCACAUGAGAAAGGUGGGUAAGAACAUAGUGAUUGCUGCGUCAGGGGAGGCAUACACCCACGGUGACGUUUACAUCCACCGUCGGUACUGGAAAGAUGUCGGAGUCAACAGUUUUACAAACUAUCCUGGAUGUGGGGUCAAAAACGCUACCAACACGCUCCGCUACUUCAGCGAUGGGACACACUAUGGACCCUUCUACGAUGGCGUAACUGACACGGGAAUCAUUUUGGACUUCACCGAGUUCGUCAAGUGCAGAGUUGAGUAUCCUGCCACGGACUUUAUCACUCCUGAUGUGGUGAAAACAGCGAUAUUUACCUGGGCGGAAGGCCAGCCGUCCGAACCGCUCGACGCAGACUCCUGCGUCUGGAUCAGCAAAACCGAUUGGCGUUGGUACCUCUCGGAUGAUUGUUCCAUCGAGCUGUACCACGCAUGUCAGAGCCUAAACGAUCCCGAUGAUUGGACAAUAAGUUCAUCUCCUGGGCCAUACCGACCAAUCACAGCAGAGUGUCCGACUGGAUAUGCUUUCAGCGUUCCACAAGACGGAUACAGGACUCAAAAGCUUCGUGAGUCGUCUGGAGGCAAUUCACUCUGGCUCAACUACACGCCGUGGCUCCCAGAACCAGUAGGGUCGACAGCGCCCUCCAGCAACGUGUCCACCUGCCUGUCAUCCCUCCUCUUCCUGGCUACUUUGGGUGUGGUCAAGAUGCUCAUAGAAUAGCCAGAAAGCCAUCGUGCAUUGAGAAUGUGUUGCGGAUUGUUCUAAAUAAUGGGGGGGGGGGUGCUUGCCAUUA
Molecule: messenger RNA, 1606 nt
Organism: Patiria miniata (bat star)
Lineage: Eukaryota; Metazoa; Echinodermata; Asteroidea; Valvatida; Asterinidae
Exons: 13
Coding region: 139-1533 (464 amino acids)
Biological process (GO): lipid metabolic process
Molecular function (GO): phosphoric diester hydrolase activity
Source: RefSeq, a predicted model, not a curated record